This is a messenger RNA of Tyto alba (common barn owl), 894 nucleotides long. RefSeq names its product T cell leukemia homeobox 1 (gene TLX1). Lineage: Eukaryota; Metazoa; Chordata; Aves; Strigiformes; Tytonidae. The transcript has 3 exons. Gene Ontology annotation, molecular function: RNA polymerase II cis-regulatory region sequence-specific DNA binding; DNA-binding transcription factor activity, RNA polymerase II-specific. Bases 1 to 894 code for a protein of 297 amino acids. The record is from RefSeq and is a predicted model, not a curated record. Gene Ontology annotation, cellular component: nucleus. Gene Ontology annotation, biological process: regulation of transcription by RNA polymerase II; animal organ development.
AUGGAGCACCUCGGGGCUCACCACCUGCACCAAGGCCAAGCCGAGCCCAUCAGCUUCGGCAUCGACCAGAUCCUCAACACGUCGGAGCCGGGCAGCUGCAUGGUGUCGCACCCGCGGCUGCAGGACUCGACGGACUACGGGCUGGGCUGCAUCGUGGGCAGCGCCUACAACACUGUCACGGGUGGCUACGGGGCGAGCGGCGGCGCGGCCGGCGCCUACACCGGCACCUCUUGCAGCAUGGGCGGCCUGCCCGGCUCCUACAACGUGAACAUGGCGGUGAGCAUGAACGGCAACACCUUGAGCUCGGCCGGGGGGGUGAUCCGCGUCCCGGCCCAUCGCCCGGUGGCCGGCGGCGUGCACCAGCCCCUCUCCGCCGCCGUGCCGGCGGUGAACGGCAUGAACAGUCUCACGGGGCUCACCUUUCCCUGGAUGGAGAGCAACAGGCGGUACACAAAAGACAGGUUCACAGGUCACCCCUACCAGAACCGCACACCCCCCAAGAAGAAGAAGCCGCGCACCUCCUUCACCCGCCUGCAGAUCUGCGAGCUGGAGAAGCGCUUCCACCGGCAGAAGUACCUGGCCUCGGCCGAGCGUGCUGCCCUGGCCAAGGCCCUCAAGAUGACGGACGCCCAGGUGAAGACCUGGUUCCAGAACCGGCGCACCAAGUGGAGGCGGCAGACGGCGGAGGAGCGGGAGGCCGAGCGGCAGCAAGCAAACCGCAUCCUCAUGCAGCUGCAGCAGGAGGCCUUCCAAAAAACCAUCAACCAGCCCAUCCAAGCUGACCCCAUCUGUGUCCACAACUCCUCUCUCUUCGCCCUCCAGAACCUCCAGCCUUGGUCUGAUGACUCCACCAAGAUCACCAGUGUCACCACCGUCGCCUCUGCUUGUGAAUAA